Molecule: messenger RNA, 684 nt
Organism: Oppiella nova
Lineage: Eukaryota; Metazoa; Arthropoda; Arachnida; Sarcoptiformes; Oppiidae
Source: the annotation of a GenBank genome assembly
AUGUAUGUCAUCAAACGCUACCGAAACCCAAGUGAUACUCAAAAUGACAAAACAUCAGAUCAGACACUAGACAAUCACCCCGGCAAGCACCGGGAGUCUACCACCAACACUGACAUAUACAAUGACCCUGGUGAUCAGUCGAAGUUAUUCGACAAAUACCCUAAAUAUCGAUGGCCGGCCAUACUAUUAAGUGGUGUAUUUGUAGGCAGUUUUAAUUUGGUCGAGGCCUCGUACUUCACAUUUGCAUCCACCUACUUUCAAUACUGUCCCCUUAAGGUCAGUGCCACAAAGGCCUUGGAUGUGAUCACGGCGUUCACCACACCCUACACAGUGUUCAGAGGGCUCAGCAUUUUUAUGGCCAUUAAACUGUCCUCGAAAUACAUGCUUAUUAUCCACCAUCUAGUCUGUGUAAUAGGUAUCAUAUGCCUGGUGUUUGGUCGCAGUAAUAUGACCAUGCUAUACGUGGCCAAUGUGGUCAUGGGGAUCGGCUUAUCGGCUAUAAUACAUUCCUUUUUCGCAUUCGUGGGCCAACACAUCCGUAUGACUGAUAUGGUGGGAACGGUACUCAUAGUAUUCAUGUCGUCAUUCAAUAUACUGCCCCCAUAUCUCAUCGGACUGUAUAUUAAAUCCUUUUCCGAUAUGUUUAUACUGUUUGAGGCCCUUAUGCUCGGGGAUAAUUAUUAG